Sander lucioperca (pikeperch) is the source of this 2132-nucleotide messenger RNA. It is a transcript of the gene slc39a7, whose product is annotated as solute carrier family 39 member 7. NCBI's taxonomy places the organism in Eukaryota, Metazoa, Chordata, Actinopteri, Perciformes, Percidae. The coding region runs from base 173 to 1612 and encodes 479 amino acids. The transcript is spliced from 8 exons. The record is from RefSeq and is a predicted model, not a curated record. Gene Ontology annotation, biological process: zinc ion transmembrane transport; intracellular zinc ion homeostasis. Gene Ontology annotation, molecular function: zinc ion transmembrane transporter activity. Gene Ontology annotation, cellular component: membrane.
GAAUGCGUUCUCGCGAGAUCUCGAUGAGUUUACUCCAAAGUAAAUGCCACGUCUUACCAGUAGUAUCAAGGCAGACAGAAAAAUCAGCAGUUUACCUAACAUACUGUACGCAUAAUAGAGAGUUAUUCAGCAGCCCAGCAGGCAGUGAUAUCUGACACAAUCCGGGGAUAAUAUGGGCUGUAUACGUCUGCUGGCACUGACGCUGGCCACAUCUGCACUACUGCUGUUAGCCUCACAUUCAACCACUGCCCAUAGCCAUUCUCAUGGCGACCACGGCCACGGUCACCAUGGACACGGCCACGGCCACCAUCACCACGGCCACCACCACCACGGCCACUCCCACGGAGAAGACGAUAACGAAGAAGUGAAGAUGUUCCACGGAGCGAGCAAGUGGAGCGCCGAGGCCAACGUCCCUCUGCAGGAAGAGGAGCACCACGGACACGCACACUCGCACGAUCACGGACAUGGGCACGCUCAUGAUCACGGACACGCACACUCUCACGAUCACGGACAUGGGGACGCUCAUCAGGACGCGGAGGAUGUUGUUCGGGUGCAUAAGGAGAAGAGUGGACACGGACACACCCACGGAGGGGAGAGGGUGAAGAGGGAGGCAGAAGGAGAGAAAAGGGACACGGUGGAGCUGUGGACGCAGGCUAUCGGAGCGACCCUGCUGAUCAGCGCCGCUCCUUUCCUCAUCCUGUUUCUGAUCCCAGUUCAGUCCAACAGCGACCAGCACCAGAACCUGCUCAAAGUGCUGCUCAGCUUCGCCUCAGGUGGACUGCUGGGAGACGCCUUCCUCCACCUCAUACCACACGCUUUGGAGCCCCACUCUCACCACGGAGAAGAAGAUCAUGGACACUCGCACGCAAGUGAGGAGUCACAUGACCACGGCCACUCCCACGGAGCCGCCCACGAUCACAUGAUGUCAGUGGGUCUGUGGGUUCUCGGUGGGAUCAUCGCCUUCCUGGUUGUGGAGAAGUUUGUGCGGGCCCUGAAGGGAGGCAGCGGCCACGGACAUUCCCACGGCCACUCGCAUGAUGCUCCCAAGGAAAAGGACAGUGAUGGAGAAGAAGAAAAGGAAAAGAAGAAGAAGAAGAAGGAGAAAGAAAGCAAAGACGAGAAGGUGCCAAAGAAAGAGGAGACACAGGAGAAGAGCACAGACAUCAAGGUGUCGGGCUACCUGAACCUGGCAGCCGACUUCACGCACAAUUUUACCGACGGCCUGGCGAUCGGAGCGUCGUUCCUGGUCGGCCCAACGGUUGGCGCCGUCACCACGCUCACCAUCCUGCUGCACGAGGUCCCGCAUGAGAUCGGAGACUUUGCCAUCCUUGUCCAGUCUGGCUGCACCAAAAAAAAGGCCAUGUGUCUCCAGUUGCUGACUGCCCUAGGAGCUCUGGCCGGCACAGCUUGCUCCCUAUUGGCCGAGGGCGUGGGCGCUGCGGCGACCGCCUGGAUCCUGCCGUUCACGGCCGGUGGCUUCGUUUACAUCGCCACAGUCACCGUUCUGCCAGAACUGCUGGCGGGCCGCUCCAGCUUCGGCCAGUCUCUGAUGGAGAUUCUGGCGCUGUUGUUCGGAGUCGGCAUGAUGGUGCUGAUCGCCGAGUACGAGUGAUACUCCGCCGAGUGGACAGAGAGGGGGGAAAAGGUCAAACGGUUGGAAAAAAAAACAAAAAAAAAAUGCUGGUUUUAAAGUAGAGUUCAAGUGGAUUAUUGUUUGUCAGGGGUGUGUCUUCUUUCCUUUUUUUUUUUUUUUUUAUUAAUUAUGUUUUGGGACAAAAUCCACCCCCUGAUGGCGAAUGGAUGAUUUUUGUUGUACAACGUUUCGAUCUUAGACCUCCCAUCAGGACAGGAGGGGAAAUCUUUUCUGUCCGGUGGCAGAAUUCACUCACCGCUUUUACCACACGGCUCAAUCCGCUGCACCUUUACCGCAGCGUAAACUGACGGCCAGGUUUCCUUACAAAAGUGGCUUAAAGUAGAUUCAUCUUGCACCCAUAACACCACAUUUUCUAUAAUUUUGCAGGUGGCUGGUCCUUUAAGUGCUCAUAUAAUGCUUUUUGGCUUUUCCCCUUUCCUUUUAUUGUGUUAUAUAUCUUUUUGUGCAUGUUAUAGGUUUACAAAGAGAAAAAGCCCAA